Podospora pseudocomata is the source of this 4034-nucleotide messenger RNA. RefSeq lists its product as uncharacterized. Gene Ontology annotation, molecular function: DNA-binding transcription factor activity, RNA polymerase II-specific; zinc ion binding. Gene Ontology annotation, biological process: regulation of DNA-templated transcription. Lineage: Eukaryota; Fungi; Ascomycota; Sordariomycetes; Sordariales; Podosporaceae. The coding region runs from base 2034 to 4034 and encodes 666 amino acids. The record is from RefSeq and is a predicted model, not a curated record. The transcript has 5 exons.
GCGUCGGCAGAAAUCCUUGAUUGGAUCAUACUGUGCAAAAACUGACAGGGACAAGAAUGAUAUCAACAAGAGAAAGACGAGAGGUUGAAGCCGUCGGGAAAACAUCUCUCCUGCUCUUUACGUCAGCGGCCGCCCGAGCCGGUGGGGCCGAUGGUCCGAAGUUCGAGAAGGAAAGGCGCGUAGAGGCAAAGCCUGAGUGAGGCAAGUACGUGGGUAGGAACUAGGAAGGAGGGAAGUCUGGGUUGUGCGACUUCCGGGUUAUCGCUCGAAGGAAAAUGGAAAAACAAACGCUUCAACACAUGGCCACAAAGCGAGAAGAUGUCGUCGGUAGGGUGGAGAGAAAACGCGACAGAUAGGCACAAGCACAGCAGGGUAUGGAAAGACCUGAUCCGGAAAACAAGGCCCCGGAAACAUUGAUAUCUGCAGAGAUGCUCACUCCGAAUGUCGUGGCACCCCGGUUUCCGACGCCCCAUCCCGCAGCACACGAGAUACCUCGCAUUGGGCUUCGACAGCUGUCUUGUCCUCCCCAUUUCAGCUUCUGCCACCCGGUGGACAUUGGAGGGGCAUCCGAGGAGGUGGAGAGAAAAGCGCAGCGGUGGCGUGGUCGACAGCUUUUCAAAUCAGCGUCGGGAGAAUUGAGGUCGAGGUCAGAUGUGAUUGGUUCAGGAAGCGUCGGGAUGGCGAAGCAAGCCGGAUUAAAGACAGAGAUUGGAUGAUCACUGCUUGUGCGACAUAGCCACUCUGAACCUCGACAGCAAUCACAGUCAACCACACCCUUCAUGGUCCACUCGAAAUCAGCCCUGACACUCGUGGCGUCUCUAUUACCGGCUCCCCGCAGGCAGCUACUGCGGUCUCGAACCUGGCGCGUGGGAGCAGAGAGACAACACAAAAUACUGAACAGCCAAUACCAAGUGCAGGUAUAUGCUGCCACCUUGUGCCCACUAGGCGCUUUUUGAAUAAGACUUCAUCAGCCCUACAAAAACGUCUUCCUCCGAAUAGGAACAAAUGAGAAUAUCGAUAUGGAAGCAAAGGACUUCAGGCCAUUUAUUAAACGCAAACCGUCUCGAGCAGGUCAGACUAACUCUCUCUAGUCAUAUGAUUCAAUUUCAACAACAAGAGUUCCUCCGAAGCCCGCAGACCACCUUUCUGACAUGAACAAACACACCGAACAGGCCUGUGCCACCAUCCAGGUCUCAGAGUCCUUUCACACCAACUCUUAGCAGGUGCCAGUCAGAAUUGAGCUUUUCCUGAAGCGCAUCGUGCUUCAGCUCAUUUACAUCCCACCAGGCUGCCAGCAAUCGGCCAUGCAGGAACUUGGCCGCGGGUGUGGCCGCCCACACGGCAAAGUUACCAGGUAACGCCGCUGUUGCCAAGUUAGCCUCGACCCCCUCAUUAAUCCAAGACCUGGAGAGACAGAACAUACCAUCAUCCCACACAUCGAUCAUGUCCUUGGUGACGCCACCUUCUCGGGCCCCAUCUGAGUAGAUGGCACCGGGGUGAAAGCUGAUCAUCUGCAGCCUUGCUGGGUCUACAUCCCUGGCAAUUUGCUGAAACAAAACUUGGCCGGCAGUUUUCGUUGCCCCGUACGUGGACAAGAAGGGGUUUUCAUUGUCCAGGUUAUGCACCAUGGAGGAAGAGACACUGACCAGAUACUACAUGGAACAUCAGCGAGAAGGUUUGAUCAUGGUUUGGAACAUGUCGCUUACCUUUUGCCUUUUACCUUCCUGGUUAUCAAAUCGCUGGGUAUGGUCCAGAAGCGAGCGAACGUUGACCUCAUAUGCCUUCCAUACUAGUUCCAAGUUGGCUUCCACCAGUGUCCCGCCAGGGCCCAGAGCUACGGCGUUGAGCACCAAGACAUCCACGACAAUCCCAUCCUCCUUCAAUUCAGCCCACAGCUUCUCGCUUGCUUCCAGGCUCGAAACAUCUGAGGAGUAGCCGCUGAUUUUGGUGUUGGUCCUCGCAGUCCGAGCCUCAGCUUCAAGUCGCUUGACGCCGUCUUGGAGGAAUCCUUGGCGCCGACUAACGAUAAUGACAUGCGAGGACGAGGCCUGGACAAAGGCCGUCGCGAUAGCAAACCCGAUGCCACCUGCGCCGCCGGUGACGAGGACUGUUUUGCCCGCUUGAUUGUUUUCGGGUUCGAGAGGGGAAAUUGCUGGAUUUGGAGCCAAAUAUGUGUAAAGGAAUGCGACCAGCACAACUUAAUAAGCGGUGGACUAGUUGCGGGCUUUCUGUGGCCGAGAGAGCGGAUGAGUUGCGCGUUAAUCGCAAAUGAUUAUGAGUUUGAUAAAAAAUCUGGCGUUGUUCCGAAUGGCUUGCGGGCGAGAGCGGGUUUAAGCAAACCAGAGCCUCUCAGGUCUGACCCGCGCUUAGGCCCGCUCCUUGCUAGAUCAGGUUGCUCAGUCAGCACUUGGCGCGGUUCUCGAGUAUCGGAGCGCUCUAGAUUUACCCCCGCUCAUCAAACCACCCGACUAUAUGUUGGCUUUUAUCUAAGGCUGCCUAGGUUUCCAGCUGUUAUCGAAAUGAGCGGGUCGCCUUCAUCAGAUGCAACAUCACCACCAAGGCCACGGCUCCGGCGUAAUCGGAUAAGAAAAACAUGCAUCCCCUGUGCGAAGUUGAAGAGGAAAUGCGACCAGUCUACGCCUUGGUGCAAGAGAUGCGUCGAAAAAGAGAUAGUUUGCGUCUAUCCACCUCGUCGUGGCGGAGCAACGUCACUGCCAAUUGCUGACGACGACGAGGUUGUCUCACGGCUACUGACUGAGCCUGAGAGAGUUCCGGGAGCCUCCUCAACUCUAACCAGUGACUGGUUCAGUACAGAAAAAGGCAAGCACCCAGACAUAUCACAAGCACGAACAGACCUCGAUCCGAGAUGCCCACCACUGUUGUCGCCCUAUCAAUGGUUUCUUUCUCCUGGAUCUUGGCGCCGUUCCACCCUGUUGGAUGCGCACAUCAUGAGCCUGCCGCCCGAGCUCGAGGUAGCUAUCAGCCAAGACUCUCUUCCCAACUUUAUCGACAAGCACCAACAAUGGCUCCAACUGUGGGUAAAAGAGGGCCACAGUCCUCUGAUACACCGCCAUCUCUACCGUGACUUGAUGCCCGAGUGUAUACGAGAUGCCUACACGGCGAGAGCAGCUUAUGAUCUGGCGGCCACCCCAGCAGCCAAAGAACUGUCCUUACGGAUCAUUCAAGAUCGAGCAGCAGACCUCAUUCAGAGCCAGCCAGACUCUCAUCUCGACCACACAAACAACACAAACACGAAUCUCCCUCUGGAAAGCCUCGAUGCAUCAAACAUCAUGCUGGGCACUUUCAACCACCUAGCCCGGACGCAAUCUCUUUUCGUCUACGAGUUAACUCAGCUCUUUGACGGGGACAUUCGCUCCAGAGACCAUGCAGAAUCGUACAUGGAGACGCUGCACCGCUGGGCGUGCCAGAUGUUGGAGAGCGCAAGACUGGAUUGCACCACAGGCGAGGUGUUUGAAGCCUAUGCGUCGUCUGCGUCUUCAUCUGGCUCGUCGCCGUCUGGCAAUAGUGACUUGAUACGGGGCAGCAAAACAGGGAUCAGUUCAAACACGUCUGUCGGUGCCAUCACCCCGCCGAGCAGCACGCACAAUCCGUUCGCCCUCCCUCCUAACCCAGCACCGCACACACUCUGGCAGGUGUGGGUGAUUGCCGAGUCGGUGAGGCGGACGUACAUUUCUGUCAGUUUUGUCCGGUCUGUGUAUCAGACCAUCAAGACGCAGUGGUCGGUGUGUCCUGGGGGCGCUCUUUUCAGUGGGGUGAAUGGGUUGUGGGAUGCGACGACGGGGAAGGAGUGGUGCGCGGCUCUCAGGAAGGGGAAUACGCUGCGCGGUCAAAAGGAUGGUGAAGGUGCCAUGUCGCCUUGGGCGUUGAUGCAGAGCCUAGAGGUUUGGAAGGUGUUGGAGUAUGCGUCUCCGGACGAGGUGGAUGAGUUCACUGUGGCUGUUGCUGAGAUUAGUAGGGGGAUGGAGGUUGUUGAGCAGUGGAUUAUGGAGAAGAGUGGCAUGAGGGGCUCAUGA